Molecule: messenger RNA, 2778 nt
Organism: Mytilus trossulus (common blue mussel)
Lineage: Eukaryota; Metazoa; Mollusca; Bivalvia; Mytilida; Mytilidae
Product: kelch-like protein 3
Exons: 7
Coding region: 1-2457 (818 amino acids)
Molecular function (GO): protein binding; catalytic activity
Source: RefSeq, a predicted model, not a curated record
AUGAUGGACGGUGGCGGAGAAGCCAACUCCAGUAAAGUAAUGCGCCGAACCCCAAAUAAAGCAAGGGUGAAACGAGAAAGACAGAGUUUAGGAGACUUUUUGACUCCCAAAGAAGAUGAACCAACCAAAGAUCGUAAUGUCUUGGAUUUUUCUAUUGGAAGUUUGAAAACAAAGGAACAAACGGGCAAGAAUGCAGCCGAAAUGGAAAACUUGAAAUCAAUUUACAAGGAAUAUGAAACAAGGGCAAAAAGUUUGAGUAGAUUCGAAAACAUAUCUGGAAACGCUAUUGAGCGAGGCAAAAAUACCUGCAAUUCUGCAAACGGCAAUGAAGGUGGAAAAGAACUUUCCGAAUUUUUGUAUGAUCUGUGGACACAACAACAACUAUGUGAUAUCGUAAUUCGUGUAAACGGGAAGGAAUUUCUAGCUCAUAAGCUGGCAUUAGCUGCCCAUAGUGAAAAGUUCACAUCUAGAUAUUGUGAAAGACAAAGACUACCUUCAACUUUGUCAGAAGUCAACCUCUUGAACGCUUCAAUUGAAGCUACUGAAGACAUACUUAAUUAUAUUUACACAAAUCAAUUAAAAAUUACAGAUGCAAAUGUAGAAACACUUCUAAGUUGUGCCAAGCAACUUGGAGUGUCAGCAGCAAUAUUCCUUUGUAGGCAACAUUUAUUGAACUUCGAUUCCACAAAUGUAUUGUUUUUGAUGCAGAUUGCAGAAAAACAUGGCUUUAGUGAUAUUUUGGAGAAAAUGGAAGCUUCGGUGUACGAUAACUUUUCUGACAUUAGCAGAAAAGAGAGUUUUUUGCACAGCCGAUACGAUAUGGUUAUCAAAAUAUUACAAAGAGACGCUUUAAGGGUUAAGGUUGGAAACGAGCUCGAAAUAUUCUUCGCCAUUGUUUCUUGGAUUGAUUUCAAUAGACAAGAGCGUCUUAGUUACGCUCCUCAACUUCUUCAAUGUGUUCGUUUUUCUAUCAUUUCUGCUGAGGACCUUGUUAAACACGUCGAACCACAGACAGAAAUAUUCAAAUUACCACAGUGCAAAGAAAUGUUAUACAUUGCAUUCAAGACACAGGCACUCGAGAAAAGGUCACCAAUGCACUCAAACCAAGAGAGCAAAAGACAAGCUCAUCAAGUUCCAUUCAGCAUAACUGGUUACAGUAACGCAGAACAAAACCAGAGUUACUCUUGUAGAUCCGUUCCAGCACCUCGUAGACAUUCAACUGGUAGCGGCCCAGGGUUUUCCCAACCAGGUAGAGAAUCUGCACAGAACGGAACUAGAGUGACACCAUCAAAGGACAAAGUAACUUCUCCAUAUGUGUCUCGUCGAGGUUCGAUAACGGACAACAGAGAUCCAAUGAAUAAGAUACCACAGAUGCCAAUGCACAUGAACCAAGCGCCAAUGCAUGUGAACCAAACCCAGCAGACUAAGCACAAGAUGUAUCUUGGAGGAUCUCUGCACCAACAGCCUGUACAUGCAACGGCGUUCUAUGGCCCAAACCCUGCUCCUAUAAAACCUCCAACCAUUUUGGUAGUAGGCGGUAUCAAUCCUUACAGUCCAGAGAGCACCUAUUCCAGUAAGCUAGUUGAGCAGUACAAUCCCCAAACCAAUACUUGGAAAGUAGUAUCUACACUCCCUGAACCAAGGCACCAUCUAGGCACUGCUAUUCUAGAUGGCUACAUCUAUGUUGUUGCUGGCUCUAUCAUCCUUCCUGAUGAACAAGAAAACCUUGCCAAUCCGACAGACACAUGCUUCCGGUUUUGCCCAGAGGGAAAUUACUGGACACGUACAGCUUCUUUGAGAACACCGAGAAUGUACCAUGGACUGGCAGUGCUUGAGGGUGUUCUUUAUGCAGUGGGAGGACAUAAUGCGGACGGAAGGCCUAUGAACACAGUUGAAUAUUACAAUCCUGAUACCGAUACUUGGGGCUUUACAGAAAGUAUGACAGAAGCGAAGAUUGGCAUGGCUACAGCAGGUUACCACGGAUUACUGUAUGUAGUUGGCGGCUUCUACGAGACAAUGAACGAUAAAAUCGUUCUUGAUACUGUCGAGUGUUAUAAUCCAAGGACAAAUAAUUGGACAGUAAAAGAACCAUUGCCUACUCCAUGCUGUCAUGCAAAUUUAGUCGUUGUGGAAGACAAGCUUUAUUUGAUUGGAGGAUCAAACAUGUCAGAUACGUCGUCAGCUGUAACGAGUCUGUCUAGUGUCUAUUGUUACAACGAGGAAGACGAUAUUUGGGAUAAAGUCACAGAUAUAAUGAUUCCAAGACAUGAUUGCAGCACAGCUGCAAUAGGCUCGAAAAUCUACAUUCUUGGCGGCGUCAGCUCACAGGAAGGAAGCGUGUUAGCGGAUGUGGAGUGUUUGGAUGUAGAAAGUCUAACCUUGACAGAAUGCGAACCGAUGGCAUAUCCGGCUUUAGGAAUUUCAUGUUGCAUUCUCCCUGGAGAAAACAAGACUUAAUUAUUCAUGAUUUAUUUAUUCUACUUUGAAGUUUUAGUUGUUAUGUUCUUUUUGUUGUUCAUAUUUGUCAGAUUACAGAAUAAUGUAUUUUAACUUUUAAAACUGGUAGCUGCUCUGUCAAUUUCAAAUUCAACUAUGGAACUCUCUUGGUAAAAAUGGACAGUUUCAGCUAUUUAGCAUCAGUAUCACUGAAGACAACAAAUUUACUUAAUCCUCUUAAUGCAUACAUGUACAUGAAGCCAGCAAAGAAAUAAUUAUGUAUUACUCAUUUAAAAAAAACUUAGUUGUUACAAAUCUGUUGUUGGUAUCUUGAUUAUUAAA